AUUUCCUUUUUCUGCAUGCAUUCCUCUCUCUGUGCUUUGCUCACUUGCCUUCCAUUCUCACACACAAUUCACUCUAUUAAUUCUUCUUCAAUUUCAAACUUCACUUUUACCUACUAGUAUAAUUUAUCUUGUUCACGGAGCAUUUUCAGAAAUUGAGCUGGGAUUCUUCUUUUCCUCACCUACCAGCCGCGGUAAAGCUUUUUCCUUCUUUGCUCUCUUCUCUUUUCUUUUUGCUCGUGGAUUCUUCUUUGUUUCUAGUUUUCAAAUGAAGAGGACCAAAUCUGUAGCAAGAAAACAGGAAUUGAGCUUCUUCAAGGUCAUUUCAGAUGAUAAAAGAAUGGGAUUACCCCGUGGGAAUAUUCGACGGGUGCAAGGACUUUUAGGUCGUAAAGUUACCCUCAGAGACGUCGACAGAAAUUUGUGGACAGUAGAGGUGUCAAGAGAUGGGGAUGGAUUCUAUUUUGACAAGGGGUGGCCUCAAUUUCAUCAAGAAAAUCAUGUGGAGCCUGGUGAUUAUGUUUCAUUCGACUACAAGCACAGCGGUUUGUUCGACUUCAUAUUGCUUGGAGGCGAUGGUUGUGUAAAGAAAGGUGCCGGCUGUCCAAGAAGUAGUGUGAAAGUGGAGGUAGAGGAGGUGUAUGAGCUCACUGAUGACGAAGACGAUGAUGAUGAUGAUGAAGAUGAAGAUGAUGAUGUAGAUGAUGAUGAUGAUGAAGAUGAAGAUGAUGAUGAUGAUGAAGAUGAAGAUUAUGUGUUAGAGCAGUGGAAGAAGUUGAAGGAAGAAGAGAUUGAAGAUGAGAGCGAUGAGGAUGAUGAAAUUGAGGUGCUGAUGAAGGGAUCCAAGUCAAGAUCGUCACCAUCUUCAUCUUCUUUGAGACAGAAGAAGCACGAUAAAGAAGAUUACUACGGGCGCCACAUCUUCAGAUCAGGACUGGCCGUCCAACCCCAAAAUCCUUACUUUGUGUCGACGUCAAGGAAACUGCGCAGGAAUGUGCUGCACAUCCCGAACGAGGUGAGAGAAAGGUGGAAGCUCAAGUUUAAGUCGAAAAUGUUGGUGGUGGAUGCGAGUGGGAGGAAAUGGGGUAGCAAGAUCAAGAAGUGGAGCGACGGGCGCGUCUGGUGCACCGGUGGAUGGAAAAGGAUGUGCGCGGCUAACAACAUAAGCACCCACGACACCUGCAUCUGUGAGUUUGUGCAACGAGGCAGCGACGGCAUGUAUAUGCUCGUCCAUGCUGUUGGCGCUCCUAAGUAGCCGCAUCGCAUCUUACUUACUUAUCUCUAAUUUUAGGACUCGUUAUGUAUUGUCUCAGAAUUGUGAACCUGAUCAAAUGUUAUGAUCCCCACGUUGAGACCACUUGUUUGAAUCAUGAUUUACUAGUAGUAUGAUUUUCAAAUUUUCAACC
This is a messenger RNA of Salvia hispanica, 1403 nucleotides long. Its product is annotated as B3 domain-containing protein REM20-like. Gene Ontology annotation, molecular function: DNA binding. NCBI's taxonomy places the organism in Eukaryota, Viridiplantae, Streptophyta, Magnoliopsida, Lamiales, Lamiaceae. The record is from RefSeq and is a predicted model, not a curated record.